CUCAUCACGAGCUGCUCUACUUGGGCAACAAUAUGUGCAAGCACCUUGCGUGCACCAAACAUUCUCCAUAUUUCUGCCCUCGACUCUUUUAAUGCCUGCAGGUGGGCGAGUGCUGGUGAUGAGCGCUUCGGACUUUCUGUGAGCAUCAUGAGUCAGUCCACCUCCGAACUCCGACCUUGCAAGCUCCCAUGUCUACCAUCCUCUUCAACACUCACCCACACCAUCAAUACCCUCACCAACAUCGCAUCGCCCCCAUCUCAUUUUCAUCUAAAAUCGAUUCGUUUCCGCCUUCUGCACCUCCUCCCAUCGCUACGUUCAGUGUAGCGCCCAACCCGUCUCUUAGAGGCAAUUGACUGGUCACAUGGGGCCAUUUCUUCUUAAUUUCCGUCGCUGUGCAGCAUCACGUCUGUGAAUACUCAGUUCCUACACUCCUCAAACCUUGCAGCCAAUCCGAGCUGAGUGAGAUGGAUGCGUCAGCACUCCGACGUCGAUUUUGGCUCAGAGCUUACCUCAAAUAGUGCGUCCUGGCACGUGAUGACGGACUUCCAAUCCUUCAGCCCCACGUCCUCGCGUUUCACCCUUUCUGAGAACCACCUUGAUGCUACUUUUGUCAUAUCGUCAUGCACUAUUUCUAUGCGAGGAAGUUUCCAUAUCUUGUUCCUCAUGCACAGAUCAUCGCAGGCCUCAAUCCAACCCUGAG
Molecule: messenger RNA, 700 nt
Organism: Lindgomyces ingoldianus
Lineage: Eukaryota; Fungi; Ascomycota; Dothideomycetes; Pleosporales; Lindgomycetaceae
Exons: 1
Coding region: 189-353 (54 amino acids)
Source: RefSeq, a predicted model, not a curated record